GCUUCAGGGCCAAGGAAGGCCAGGCCAGUAACAUAACCCAUGAUGCUUAAGCAUGGAGUGGGGGAGGGAGGGGCGUGUGUCCGACAAUAUAUCUCCCAUGAUGUUUUGAGACAGGAACUGAUCCUUAUUUGGGCGGGGAGGUACUGGGUUUGCAAAGUCUCGGGAGGGCGGGGUUCGAGGCUGAGCCGCGCCCCGCCCCCUUCCCCUCCCCCCAUUUCCUGCACUGUGCCCAUGCAGCCUUGUUGCCAACUGUACUCUCUGAGUCAGAGGCUUCUCCCUCCGCUUGUGCAGCUUCUCUUUUGGACCUGAGUUCGAAUUCUGCAUUUUACCAGUGUCUCACGGUGACACCCCACCCCCCGCCCCGGUUCUCUGAGCCCGUGCCUAGGGUGCCAGCACCUAUCGGCAAUCCCACCAGAUCGCUCACCUCCAAACCCCGGGUGCCACCUGUAGGUAGGAGGAGCCUCCAGAAUGGGGAACCUUGCAUCUAAGGACGGCAGAGGAACUGUUCCAGAGGAAGGAACGCCGGCAUUUUAUAUGUACACUCACUACCGGCCCAAGUGCUGUAGGUUUCUGGCUGACUGGAACAGGUUUACCAGAGCUCAUGGUCACUCUCUGUGGUUUCCACAAGAAGGAUCAUUUGACUUGAGGAGAAUAAUGCACCUGAAGGAGGUCCUAGAAUCUCGUGGCUCUAAAGUUGGGCGAGGUGAGUGGAAAGCCUUCAUUGAUUGGCACACAGAAGCUUCCAAAAGGCACCAGGAUGCUCGGGAGCAGCACCACAGGGAUUCCAUUGAGAAACUGGAAGACAAGAUUCGAGCUUUUGAGUCUGCCAAUCACCCUCCACCAAAACAGGAGAUGCCGGGGGAUGCUCGGGAGCUCUCGAGUGCUCCCAAAACUCCCCAACCUCCAGCUCCAGCCACUGCCUCUCCAGUGCCAGUGCCAGCUCAGGCUCCAGCCCCUGCCCCUCCAGUGCCAGCUCAGGCUCCAGCCCUUGCCCCUCCAGUGCCAGCUCAGGCUCCAGUCCCUGCCCCUGCAGUGCCAGCUCAGGCUCCAGCCCCUGUCUUCUCCGUUCCUUUGACUCCCUCUCCUUCCUUAACUCCAACACCUUUUGUAGCUGGAGACUCCCGCAUCUGUUCUCCCAGGUACAGAGUGGUAGAUUACCCAGGGUGGAGAAGGAAUUCAGGUGAUCUUGCUACUUUUAGGCCUGAGGAUUUGUAUGACCUUGCUAAUAAGCUCUCUGACAUUGAGAAAGAACCAGUAGAGUUUAAGAAUCAGUUGAGUUUUGUUAUUAAUGUUUUUAAGCCCACCUGGGCAGAUAUGAACAGACUGUUGACAUAUGUGCUGCCCACAGAGGUCAGACAGCGCCUCUUUGAUAUGGCGCUCUGGCCUAUGGAUGAUCCUGGAGAAGGGCCAUACUUGGUUUGGCUCUGGCGGGCUUUACUCAAUGCUAUCCUGCUGGUCUGCCCCAGAAAAUCUGAUUGGGGGAAAAUUAUAUCCUGUAAGCAAGAAGUGAAUGAGCAGCCGUGCAUGUAUUUAGAUCGCUUUACAAAGGUCUUUGAGGAGCACUCUGGCAUCGAUGACCCAGAUAAUGGUGCCACCCAAGGGAUGGCAAUUGCUUUUGUCCAAGGCCUCCUUCCCCAAGUUCAAGAACAGCUGCGUACUUUUUGUGUGGGGUGGGAAGGAAAAUGUACCCAUGAAUUGGCAGCUCUAGCCCACUACUACUGGCAGCUGGAGCGGGAGAAAAAGAUGAUUGUCUGGCAAAGCCCUAGGAGACCUAGGAGGCAACGUCCUAAGAAGUCCUUUGACCCUUCUGCAUGCUUUUAUUGUAAACAGCUUGGUCAUUGGAUAAAGGAGUGCCCUUAUCGGCUCAGACGCCAAUAUCAACUUAGCCAACUCUCCAGGUUCACCUGAGGGAAGGACCCUCCUUAGAGCCCCGACUGGAGAGGAGCCCCCAAACCCAUGCUCUGGGUGUGGCUCAAGCCACUGAGAAAUGGCUCCGCAUCAGGAGAUUUGUUUUCUGUCUUCUUUUGUAAUUUCACCUUCUGCCUUAAAUGCCUAAACUCUGGGGAAGAGCUUUCUGUUCCUAGAUUUUAAUAAUGCCUAGCCCAAGGACUAGGGGUGAAGGGCUGUUCUUUGUAGCCCCUUGGUGCUUGGAAAUAACAAAUUAGGGAUAAAAAGCCCCAGGCUUGCCAACCCUUUCAGCCAGAAUCUGUGAGAUCUUGAAAACAGAAACUGCUCUCAUGGCAUGAGAGAUGGAAUCGUUGCAGAUUCAAAACAUUUGUACUUUGUCUUAGUUGUAGAUCGUGGGUCUUUGUGUAAUGAGGAGAACCUCUGGGAUUGUUGAUACCCCUUACUCAUGACCUGUGCCCUCAAAGGGAUCCAUAGUAAAGGAGGUUGCUGCUGGAUUGGCAGCCCAAUACAUAAGGGCUUGUCUGGCAUGCGUGGUACUCAUCCAAGAUGAUUGACCUGUUGUGGGCUUAGCCUGUUGGAUUGCUGGAGGGGUGAUGUUACAGAGGCUGGGACAGGAGCUGCCUGAAUCCAUUGGUCACCACCUCCCCAGCCUCCAGCCUGUUGGAUAACCAGCCUGGCUGGCUCUUCCUUCGCUUGAGCAGUGUGAAGUUCCAGUGCACCCCUUGAUUAUUUUAAAAAAGUCACAGCAUGUGUAUGGGAUCAGACAGAAUGGAGGGGGUAUUUUCUUGUUCUACAAUACUCAUGGGAAGUCAUUCUUUAACUUUCUUACAGUAGGCCUCGAUCCAUCACUGAUUUUCUAAUGUGCUUGAGGUCCUCGGGAUCUCUUUCUCCAGGAGCCAUUUGGGGAGCUACUGCCCUUCCCCCCCUCCCCGUUUCUUCCACUGAGCCUAUAAGCUCUUAAGGUCUCUGAUAGCAGAGGAAGACCCAGCUCCAGACAGACUGGAAGAGCAUCACAUCUCAUCUCAUCUCAUCUCAUCUCCACCUGUCCCGAGACCUCCACUGGUCACAAAGAACAUUCUUCUGUAUCCCUAAGGAUCCUUGGACCUCACCAUCUGCUUUGCCAUCGCGUCCUGGGGACUUGCGGGGUAUUUUUAUUUAUCCUUAGUUAAACUGUCUUGUCUCUUCUAAUUAGAAAUCAAGAAUCUGUCUCAAUUUCCUUUUUUGUAUCCCCAGAUCUUGUUACAUAGAAUAAAGGCAUUUUCAUUUGUAUUGUUCACUCAAUAAACCACUUUUUAUCCACAG
This is a messenger RNA of Trichosurus vulpecula (common brushtail), 3210 nucleotides long. RefSeq lists its product as uncharacterized. Bases 469 to 1908 code for a protein of 479 amino acids. Gene Ontology annotation, molecular function: zinc ion binding; nucleic acid binding. Gene Ontology annotation, biological process: viral process. The record is from RefSeq and is a predicted model, not a curated record. The transcript is spliced from 3 exons. NCBI's taxonomy places the organism in Eukaryota, Metazoa, Chordata, Mammalia, Diprotodontia, Phalangeridae.